CUAAAAGUGAGAAGCCUGAGGCAAACAUGGUUCAACGAAGAUACCUCUGUUAUUUGUUAAUGAUUACUUGCCUAUCUGGCGUGCAUACACAGGAUCUCAUCAAAGGCAAGAACACAGCGGAUAAACAAUUACGAGUGUGCGUUGUUGAAGGUAGUGGUUUAUAUAAAAAGGGAGCACAAAAUUGUCCAACGUUGGAAGAAAAAUCUGAUAUCAAAUGCGUUUACGGGGUCGACCGGUUGGACUGUCUGCGAAAGAUCCAAAAGGGAAAGGCAAAUUUUGCUGUGUUUUUCCCUGAAGAUCUGCUAGCCGCGAGAUGGUCGGGUGCUGAAAUUCUAGUCACCAGUGAACUUCGUUUCCAUAAUGAGUUUUUCGAAUAUGAAGUUGUAGCUGUUGUAGACAAUGAGGCCCACAUCAACACCGCAAGGGAACUGAAAGGAAGCAAAUUUUGCCAUCCGGGUCACGGGAUACAGAAUCAUUGGUCAGAAGUUUUAGCAGAUUAUUUCGAAACAAAACUAGUACCCCGUGAAUGUGAAGAAGAUCUCUCUCCAACUGAGUCGAGAAUCAAAGCCGUUGCUAACUUCUUUGGCCCUACCUGCAAAGCUGGUCCUUGGGUGUCAGAUCCGGUGGAAGACAGAAUUUUAAAAAAUAAAUAUCCGUCAUUGUGCCAGUUAUGCUACAACCCGUAUCAGUGUGGCAUCGGUGACAAACAUUGGGGUCGACGUGGACCAUUAUACUGCUUGACUAGCGGAGCCGGUGAAGUCGCAUGGGUUCGUUUGGAUGACGUUCGAAGUCACUUUGGUUUUAGCGGACUUCCACCGGAGGCAGAUCCUGCUGGGUAUAGUUUUCUCUGCCCGGAUGGCCACUUACAACCAUUGAACACGAGAAAGCCUUGCGUUUGGUUGGCAAAACCAUGGCCAGCUGUUGCUGCUCAAAGAAAUGUUGCCAUGAAAGUGCAAGACACGGUGGCGGGUUUGAAUCAUGAUGAUACCAGUAGCUGGCAAAAUGCACUGCUUAUGAUUUUGGAAACGUAUCACGUCAACGUAACGACAUUGGAUAACACUAUUCCAGUUGAUGAUUAUCUGGACCAAGCGGUCGGGUUUCAAGAUGCGUACAAUUUUCCAUCGUGUAAUCCACCAAGGUCAAUAUUGUUCUGCACAACGUCAUUGAUAGAACUUGCCAAAUGUUCUUGGAUGCAAGAGGUUGCUUCGGUCUAUGGAGUGGAACCGAAUAUACAGUGCAUGCGGUCUGAAACGUUGGAUACUUGUCUUAAAAAUGUACACCACAAGGUGUCUGACGUGGUCGUGGUGGAUCAAGACACUCGGCUUAGAGCAGAACGUGAUUACAAGUUGAAACCGAUUCUUUACGAAUACGCAUCUACGCUCGAGGACAAGUAUGUUGUGGUUGCGGUAAUUCGAGCAGGAUCGAAGAUCAAAACGGGAUUCGAUUUGCGGGGCAAGAAGGCUUGUUUUCCGAGUUAUCAAGGAGCGGCGUAUUUGUCUGUAUUGGAGUCACUGAUGAAUCAUACGAAUUUUAUUGAUGAGUGCACUGAUGUAUCCAGUUAUUUCUCAUCAAAGUCUUGUAACUGGAACACCGGAUCUAGAUGCUCCAGUGCUUAUAAUGGGGAAGAAGGAGCCUUAAGAUGCCUCUUGGAGGGAGCCGGAGAUGUGGCAUUCUUUAGCUAUGAAACGUUUAAGAAAUUCAAAGGAAACGAGUUCCAAUGGGCACACAAGCACACGCCAUCGGAGUUUAGCUUGUUCUGUCCAUUCAACAAACCUUUAAAAUCGAAAGCUGUUUGUUACUUGAACUGGGUAUCUCGUGGUCACAUCAUGAUUAGUGACUCUGCUUCGGUGUUACGUGAAAAGGAAAUCUACAAUUCGUUGCGGGAGAUUGACAGACUUCUGGGGAAAAAGCAUCGUGUCACAUCAGUUCCAUUCACUCUGUACGGAACAUUCGACCGCAGAACUAAUGUUAUUUACAGAGAUGGCACUGAGUCUCUCCGGGGUCAAACUGAAAUGUAUCGUGAUAGGAAUGCCGGCCUACUUGAUUCGAUUUAUUCAAGGAUAGCGCAUAAAAACUGUACUCACAGCCAUGCCACCAGGACAGCGAUGUCGUCAGCAUUAGCUAUCAAUGCCAUAUUGAUUUUUAUUUAUUCCUCGUUUUACCUUUUGUGAUCUCCAGUGACUGAAUAGCUUUUGAACGUUAGUGAAAAAACAAUUUGUGAUAUUAUUUAUACUUAAACAACGCAAUAAAGCAUUUUAAGAGACAUCCAAAA
Molecule: messenger RNA, 2272 nt
Organism: Ochlerotatus camptorhynchus
Lineage: Eukaryota; Metazoa; Arthropoda; Insecta; Diptera; Culicidae
Gene: Tsf3
Product: Transferrin 3
Exons: 11
Coding region: 27-2171 (714 amino acids)
Biological process (GO): iron ion transport
Cellular component (GO): plasma membrane; early endosome; recycling endosome
Source: RefSeq, a predicted model, not a curated record